AUGAAGGAAAUUGCUGCCUCACCUACGAUGCCCGAAGAAAAAGACCCUGACCACCGCUCGGCUGCAAUACACUCCGAAUCCGCUCAAGGCCAUGGAGACGACGAGGGUCCUCACGACUCGGAUGACGAGCCCAUGGUCUACGAGAUUCCCAAGGACUACGCAACUUGGGCGCGGCAGGAGCGCGACCGCCUCAUCGCCGAAGGUGCCGACCCCGACUCCGUCAUCUUACAAAGCGAAGUAGGCAAUCAUAUCCCUCGACCAGAAGGCGAGUCCCCUACCGACUUUGCGAAGCGUUACGCCGAGACUAUGAACGGCAUGAUUGCUCGCGGGGUUCGUAUUCUCAAUGAUCAGUGCAUUGCGGAUGUGGUGCCCUCUGGAUUCGAAACCGCAGAUGGCAGGUUUUUCGAUUUGGGCCCGGGAUCGGGCGCAACGAAGGGGGAGUUUAGAGCGUUCAGUCAGUGGUUUGAGGAGAUGUUGGAAACAGGACCGAUGCAUGCGGUGCCAGAGAAAUGGCUCAAGUUUGAGAAGCCAGCUGAACGGGGAUUUGAACUGUAA
Molecule: messenger RNA, 555 nt
Organism: Aspergillus bombycis
Lineage: Eukaryota; Fungi; Ascomycota; Eurotiomycetes; Eurotiales; Aspergillaceae
Exons: 1
Coding region: 1-555 (184 amino acids)
Source: RefSeq, a predicted model, not a curated record